Zophobas morio is the source of this 1456-nucleotide messenger RNA. RefSeq names its product syntaxin-5. Lineage: Eukaryota; Metazoa; Arthropoda; Insecta; Coleoptera; Tenebrionidae. Gene Ontology annotation, cellular component: Golgi membrane; endomembrane system; SNARE complex. Gene Ontology annotation, biological process: intracellular protein transport; vesicle fusion; endoplasmic reticulum to Golgi vesicle-mediated transport. Gene Ontology annotation, molecular function: SNAP receptor activity; SNARE binding. The record is from RefSeq and is a predicted model, not a curated record. The transcript is spliced from 3 exons. The coding region runs from base 232 to 1335 and encodes 367 amino acids.
GUCAGUUUGAUUGUCAAAACUGUGAUUAAAGUGCAAUUUGGCCAAAACUCCGCAACAAAACCCUAUCCCAGUUUCGUUUUUUUAGAAAACCCGACUUUGCCAACGUGUCGUGUGCCCAACGCCACCCUCACCACUCCAACAGGGGCCCACGUCAAGUUUUCCAACAUAUGUGAAAGUACGGUUUUCGCCCCUUGCCUGUUCGCUUUCUCGUAGUGAAAAUUCAAGAAUGCGAUGCUCGCUAGGAGACGCCGCGCUGGCUCUGAAUCCGAGCCUCUAGUGUCUGUCUCGAGCGAGAAUUCCUGGUCGAAUCAAUCUAACCUCAAUUACGUAAAUAGUGCAUAUCCGAACAAUGUCCCCCAGGACUACUACCUAGAAGACGACUUUCCCGGUGAAGAUUACCACGAACCCGAACCAGUGAUGGCUGCGAGAGACCGGACUAGCGAAUUUGUUAACACGAUACAGACGUUGCAAGGGCGGAGCAUCGCCCGGGCAGUGGCAGUGCGCGACCCCAAGAAAUCCAAAGCGAUACAGAGUCAUUCAGAGUUCAUGCUCAUAGCGAAGAAUAUUGGGAGGAAUAUCGCCAGCACGUAUGCCAAAUUGGAGAAGCUAACACUGUUGGCCAAACGGAAGUCUCUCUUCGACGACCGCACCGCCGAGAUCCAAGAACUCACCUACAUAAUCAAAGGCGACUUGAGCAGCCUCAACCAACAAAUCGCCCAACUACAGGAUGUUUCAAAAAAGCAGAAGCAUCUCACCCCUGGGAGGCACCUGCAGUCGCACUCUAGCAGCGUCGUGUUGGCUUUGCAAUCCAAGCUGGCCACCAUGUCGACUGACUUUAAGCAAAUCCUGGAGGUGAGGACCGAAAACUUGAAACACCAGAAAAGCCGCCGGGAGCAGUUUUCCCAAGGGGGUCUACCGCCGCCGCCUGUCUCAUCGGCGGCACAAGGGAGUCUACUCUUGCAAGAACAGGACCAAGUUAGCAUCAACUUAGAGAACACGUCUUUAGUUCCACAGCGGACCCAAAUGCAGGCGGCGCUUAUGUACGACGAGACCGACAACUACUUGCAGAGUCGCGCCGAGACCAUGCAGAACAUAGAGUCGACGAUAGUGGAACUAGGCGGGAUUUUCCAGCAGUUGGCACACAUGGUGAAGGAGCAAGAGGAGAUGGUCGAGCGGAUAGACACCAACGUGCAAGACGCCGAGAUUAACAUAGAAGCGGCGCAUGCGCAAAUCCUUAAGUACUUUCAAUCAGUGACGUCCAACCGGUGGCUCAUGAUUAAAAUAUUCGGGGUCCUUAUCUUCUUUUUUAUUUUCUUUGUGGUGUUCCUGGCAUAGUAUUGGCGGGAAAGUUGGACCGCUUUAAAUUUUAUAUCGUUACUGUAUUUAUUAGGUAGGUUUUCAAAAGUGAUAUUGUUACGCGAAAUUAUGAGAGACAAUAUAUGAGAACACAUACGAA